Drosophila obscura is the source of this 750-nucleotide messenger RNA. It is a transcript of the gene Vkor, whose product is annotated as vitamin K epoxide reductase complex subunit 1. Gene Ontology annotation, biological process: peptidyl-glutamic acid carboxylation; vitamin K metabolic process. The transcript has 3 exons. Bases 171 to 689 code for a protein of 172 amino acids. NCBI's taxonomy places the organism in Eukaryota, Metazoa, Arthropoda, Insecta, Diptera, Drosophilidae. The record is from RefSeq and is a predicted model, not a curated record. Gene Ontology annotation, molecular function: vitamin-K-epoxide reductase (warfarin-sensitive) activity.
AAACUUCUUAGCCAAGUCCUGGGACCUCUUGCAAGGGUAUCUCUCAAAUUACGCACAAUUUUCACUGCGCAGCCGCCAACAGGGUUGUCUAUUCCUGCCUGAGCCGCCUGGCAGCCCUGGUUCGUGUCCGGCAGGACAACCUGUUUGCUCAUUAUCCGUGUGGCCACAGAAUGAGUCAGCCGGAGGAGACCACAACCACAACCACAGCCCGCCUCAGAUGGCUCUGCUUCUGUGGCCUAGCCAUCUCCCUGUACUCGCUGUAUGUGAAGUGGCAGCUCGACCAGGAUGCGGACUACGUGGCCAUGUGUGAUCUGGCGGAGAAGGUUAGCUGCACGGCUGUCUUCAAGUCUGACUAUGGACGUGGCUUUGGUUUGAGCCAGCAGCUGUUUGGAUCCACCUCCAGCUACUAUCUGAAUCCCCCGAAUGGAGCCAUAGGCAGCGUAUUCUAUGUGCUGCUCUUUGCGAGCUCCUUCUUCGAGCAUCGCUGGCUGUGCCUGCUGCAGCUUCUGCUGUCCAUUCUGACGCUGCUGCUGUGCUUCUACCUUGGACUCCUACUCCUCUUCGUGCUGUUCGAUUGCUGUGUGGUCUGCCUGCUCAUCUAUGUGGUGCACACGCUCCUCUUUCUGGAGGUCCAUGGGCGCUACAAGCGUCUCCACCUCCGACCCAACAAGAAGAUGGCCAUCGAGUGAAACCAUUUAUCCGUUUAUUAUUUGCAGUGCUUGUAAAAUAUGCAAAAAUGCAGAUAAAAAC